AUGCCUUUAAACUCGAUUCUUGGUGCGGGCGCAGUUGUUCGUGCAAGUCUCCGACCUCGCAUAGCUGCUCGAUUUACUUCUUCUUUUCGUUCUUCCGUUACUAGCAAAACUGGUACUCCUUACACUGUUGGCGACCAGUAUGGCGGCUUUAGUGUUAGUCGAGUUGCAGAAGUCCCGCAGCUUGGUAUGACUGCUGUUGAGCUUCUCCAUAACCCAACUCGGGCUCGCCAUUUGCACUUGGACCGUGAUGAUUCCAACAACGUGUUUUCCAUUGGCUUUAAGACAAACCCACCAGAUCUUGCCGGGUUGCCUCAUAUUCUUGAGCAUACUACUCUCUGUGGCUCUGAAAAAUAUCCAGUCCGUGAUCCAUUUUUUAAAAUGCUCACCCGAUCGCUUGCAAACUUUAUGAAUGCAAUGACUGGGUUUGAUUACACAUUCUAUCCCUUUGCCACAACAAACCCUACAGAUUUCAAUAACUUGCAAAAAGUUUACCUUGACGCAGUUUACCACCCUCUCUUACGACCUCUCGACUUUUCUCAAGAAGGUUGGAGACUUGAAAAUGAAGACGCUAAUGAUAUCAAUACUCCAUUGACUUACAAGGGUGUUGUCUACAAUGAAAUGAAAGGACAAAUGUCUAAUCCUUCUUACCUUUUUUAUAUUAAAUAUUUUAGAGAAAUCUAUCCCAGCUUGAAUAGCAGUGGUGGCGAUCCUAUUUAUAUCCCCAGCCUCAAGUACCAAGAUCUCAAGGACUUCCAUGAUGAAAGAUACCAUCCAUCUAACUCAUUUUCUCUUUCUUAUGGUAAUAUAAAGCUUAACAAGAUUCUUGGACCCAUUGAGGAGACUGUUUCUUCGUUUCAGUACCUCAAGCCUACACUGAGUGAAGUCAAGAAGCCAAUUGAACUUACCGAAACAAAGUCUGUCACUGUUGACGGGCCUCUUGAUCCUCUGUUUGAUGAAUCUCGCCAACACAAGAUUUCUCUUUCCUGGAUUUUGGGCGAUUCUAGCGAUGUCAACAGCACUUACCUGUGGAAGAUUUUCGGCAACCUUCUAAUGGACGGCCACUCUUCGCCAUUUUACAAGGCCCUUAUUGACACCAACUUGGGAACAGACUUUUCAGUCAACUCUGGGUUAGAUACUACCCCUGCAAGAAACAUUUUGACUAUUGGUUUACAAGGCGUUUCUGUGGAAAACUUGCCCAAGUUUAAGGAGGCUGUCUUUAAUGUUUUUGAAGAUAUUGCCAAAAACGGAAUCCCUCAGUCCAAGAUUGAUUCUAUUUUGAAUCAAGCCGAGCUUUCUGAUCGUGAAGUGGAGGCUAACCUUGGUAUGGGAUUUGUUUACAGACUUUUCCCCCGCGUGUUUAACAAGGCUGAGCCCUUUGACUUGCUUGAUAACGCUAAGCUUUUGACUCAGUUUAAGGAGGAAAUCAAGAAUCCUGAACGCUUCCAACAACUAAUUAAGGACUACAUUCUUGACAAGCCAUAUUUUGAGUUUAAGAUGGUUCCUAAUGAAAAAUUCGAAGCCAAUCUCGCUGAGAUUGAAAAGAAGAACUUGAGCGAUAGAGUUGCCACUGUCACUGAGACUGAAAAGCAGACAAUUUACGAGACUGGCCAAAAGCUUCAAGCCGUUCAAUCAGAGGUUGAGGAUGUUUCUGUUCUUCCCACUCUUCGUACCAGUGACAUUAGCCCCAAGGCCCGCUCCGUCACUAUUACACAAGAUACUACUUCUGAUGUCCCAGUUUCGUUGCGAGUUACCGAUACCCAAGGACUUACUUACCUUAGAAUGCUCAAAAAUGUGGGCAACAUUUUACCAGCAAACCUUAGACAUUUUUUUCCCUUGUACUCGGACGCUGCUGCCAACGUAGGAUUGACCGAUCUUUCUAUGGAAGACUUUGAAAAUGAAAUUAAACUCAACACUGGUGGGUUUUCUAUUUCCAGUGUCAUCCGUACGAGCCCAUUAGACUCAAGCAAAGUGGAUCUUCUGCAACACUUUAAUGGUGUUUCAUUGGAUGAGAAGGCUGAUAAGCUUUACGACUAUUAUUCCCGUGUUCUUACCAAAGCUUCAUUUGGCAACUUGGAGAAACUGAUUCCCCUUAUUCAGAGCAGUGUUGCAAACUCCAUGAAUUCGCUUUCUGACUCUGGUCAUUCUUAUGCCACAACUCACGCCAGUGCAGCCUUUUCCCUUUCUAGAAGACUUUCAGAGCUUUUCAACGGUCUUGAACAGGUACAGUUUAUGAAGCAGUUGUCAUUGUUUGACGAAAAGCAGCUUCAGGAGAAGCUUGUUCCUAGACUGGAGCAGAUUGGGAAGUUGCUUGCUACCAAUGGUGAUACACAGGUGGGCUUGACAUUUUCUCCAGCUUCUGCUGAAUCGUUGACUCAAACACACAAGAAGCUUAUUUCUGACUUUUCCUCUUCUCUUACUUCACCAAUUUCUGCCACUGAAUCAUUAAGUAGCCUUGAGCUUCUCCCUAUUGACAAGACUUACUUUAACUUGCCUUUUCAGGUCUCUUAUGUGGGCGUUGCUUUGAAGGGCGUUGAGUACACACACAAGGAUGGCGCAGCUCUCCAGAUUUUAUCCAACCUUCUUACACACAAGUAUCUCCACAAGGAGAUUAGAGAAAAGGGCGGUGCCUAUGGUGGUGGUGCUUCUUACAAUGCCAUUGAUGGAGUUUUCACUUUUUACUCUUACCGUGAUCCCAACCCUGUCAACUCGCUCGAGGCCAUUUCUCGUGCUGGUUCUUGGGCUCUUGCCAAUGACUGGAGCGAGCGCAAUUUACAGGAAGCUAAGCUUAGCAUUUUCCAGAGCAUUGACGCGCCUAUUUCCCCUCGCUCUGAGAUUUCGUCCCAGUUUGUGCAUGGUGUAACCAAUGAGCUCCGCCAAGCUCGUCGUACUGCUCUGCUAAAUGUUACGUUGGAUGAUAUUAAGCAGGUCGCUGAAAAGUACCUUGUUUCGACUGUUGAGGCAGACUUUAAGGAUACCAGUGUUACUGUUUUGGGUCCUGAGCAGACUGCCUUUACUGAUAACAAUGGGUGGAAGAUUAGAGACAUUGAUACACCUUACAUUGAUUUCUCUUCUUCUCUUGCUUGA
Molecule: messenger RNA, 3084 nt
Organism: Magnusiomyces paraingens
Lineage: Eukaryota; Fungi; Ascomycota; Dipodascomycetes; Dipodascales; Dipodascaceae
Exons: 1
Coding region: 1-3084 (1027 amino acids)
Biological process (GO): protein processing
Cellular component (GO): mitochondrial matrix
Molecular function (GO): metal ion binding
Source: RefSeq, a predicted model, not a curated record